UUUUACAUCAAACUAGCUAUGGCGGACAAUCCGGCCGAUCCUUUUGGAAGUGGAUCUUUAUUUGACGAAUUUGAUCGAGAAAGACCCGAAACGGCCCCUUAUCUUUUGGGCAAUGAUGAGAGCAUAAGUAGUAACAACGAUACAACUGAAAAUAAUGCUACAAGUAGUCAGCACAAACUCUUUACUGACUCCUCGAGUGAGGGUUCAGACUCCGAAAUCGAAAAUGGAAAGCAAAAAUCUAAAAAUAGAACAACAACAAGAGGUCCAAAUGCCAGUAGUAACUACGCUGCCAAGGAAGGUGAUUCUGACAUGGAUGAUGAUGGGAAUGCGUCCCAGAAUGGAACCAAAAAUAAUGUGAAGGAGUGUGAAGUCCUUGAAAUGAAAGAUAGGAUUUCUGAUCUUGAACAAAUUGUAGGAAGACUUGCAAGAGAAAAUAAACUGAUAGAUUCCACAAGAUAUCAAGUUGAUGAAGCUCCAGGACUCCAGGUCAUCUACAUGAACAGUUCAUUUGGACGGAAAUAUAAAGAAGAUAUCGAAAGAUUUAUUGCAGAACUUGUCGAAAAAGAUAAAAGUGAUCCAGACAGUCUACCAAGAAUCCAUCCUCUGCCAAGUUCAAUAUGUUUGGCAGAUAAGAAAAAAGACGUUAUGGACUCGUCGACGUACGACUGUGUUCGUGAACAUCACACGGUGCUUGGCUGCUCUCAGUUCUACAGUGAAUACAUCCAGGACACGAUGGGCUGGCCUCUAGUCAACCACACACCUGCCCUCACUGAUGGAUGGGAGACACCUGUUUAUGACCAAAUCUUUGCUGAAGCUUUACCUAUUGAAGAAGUGGAGGGAGAUAAACCAGCCCAAAAACAGAAGCGAGUGGUGAACAAACCUAUGUGCUUCAACUGCGGUGGUGAACAUGUUAUGAGAGAUUGUAAAGAGAAGAAGGAUUAUGCCAAGAUCAAUGCAAAAAGAGCUGAGUUCAUGGGGAAAUCUCUCAAUUCUCAAAAUAGUUCCAAGAACCGCUAUCACAUCGAAGAUGACCCAAGAUUUGCUAAAUAUAAAGCAGGAACCAUUAGUAACGAGCUGCGAGAAGCAAUGGGUCUGCGCGAGAACCAGUUACCACCAUACAUAUAUCAGAUGCGAGUUCAUGGCUACCCACCUGGUCAUUUAUUUGAUGCGAAGGUCGAAGGAUCGGGAAUUUGCUUGUUUGACAGACAUGGCAGAGAGGUAUCCAAUGAAGGCGAGAGUUUAGAAGAAGGUGAGGUCAACACGACUGUUGUGAAGGAUACGUACAACUUGGAGAAGAUCGUUGAAUAUCCUGGCUUCAAUGUGGGCCUCCCUGAAGGAGCUUAUGAUGACUACCGCAAAUACAACUUCCCGCCCAUGCAAGAUUUCCAAUUGAAAACCCGGCUUGAAGAAAUUAUGGGCUCAGACAUGUUCAAACGGCAAUCAGAACAAGAAGGAGGUGGACGCAAAAAGAAGAUGAAAGUAGACACUUCUGGUCGUGAAGAACUGGACAUGGAUAUAGAAUCUGGAGAAGAAUCGGGAGACAUCAAGAUUGAGGUGAGAAUAGAAAACAAAUACAUGGCCAAAGUAAAAAAUGACAGCAUUUCAAGUUUGCAGUCGUCGAGAAACGCUUCGUCUGCUUCUCUGGAAGAUCUCGAACAUCAGCGUGAGCUUCUCUUGCGUCAAAUGGAGGACACCGAUGACUCUCAAGAUACGCAGCCAUUGGAUGGAAGCCAGGGGGAGGGCGAGGAAUCUGACAUCACUGAUGUACCAUCUCCAUCAACACCACAACGCAGUAGUGUACAAAGCUCAAACAGUUUUAUAUCAUUUAGUACGCCAAGGAGUAUGUCAAUAUCAAGGGAGUUUGGUACACCCCUUGGUUUCGAUUCUGAUCAACCUUUGCCGGCUCCUGAAAAGUUUUCCUCGAACAUUACUGAACAUAUUCCUUAUGAGAACUUACCAAAUGCUACUGGCAUGUUUGAGAAGAUGCAGAACGUUGUCAAGAAAGUGAGAGACAAAUAUAAAACAUUCUUCUCAUGAGUACUCCUGUUUGGAAUUGUCAAGGGCCAAUGAAAGGGAGACUAUAGGCUAGAGCCAGGAAGUGAGUCUGAUUACUGUACGUGGUUGUUAUCACAAAGUCAGUCAGACCAAGUUCCACAACUGUAUUUUAGUCACCUUGAGACCACCAGUUGGACCUCCUAGAUCCUGCCUAUAGGCCCCCUUUACUGAGGACAGAGGCCUGUUAACAACUUUUUCAAGAACCUUGGUAUAUCUUCUCAAAUGAGUGGUUCUGAAAUGCAUUGCAUCUGUUCAGGCGUUAGUUCUCUGGUUCUCUUUGACGAACAUGUACAAUGGGAUGGAUGGGAACCGAGGAUUGUGACGUAACAGACAGUUGCCACUUGGUUGGAUGUGCUUGAAGGUAAGUUGUUUUAACUUCAGUCGAGACACAUCAAGAGAUUAGCACCUGUUCAGGAGGAGUAAUAGUCAUACAUGUUGUUGUUUGGGCCCGGUUAGGUUAGUCACCAACUUGGCAUUAACUUGACCUUUGCAAGCUCAUUAGACUUGAGUUAAUACCAAGUUGGUGACUGGUGAAUGCCAAGUUGCCGGGACUAGAAAUAUUUGAUGUCAGUGCAGCUUAAAAAGUUAUUGAGGGUAGUAAAACCAGAGUUGCAUUUGGGUUCUAUGAUGGCCUCCCUUUAAAAUUGUUGCCUUGUAUCAAAUUUGUAUUCGAUGUUGUCAGGCAUAAAGAAGAAUGUUAAAUACACUUUUACCAGGAAAGAAAAUUUGAGGAAUUUUAAGUUAGUCAUGCACAUUCACACUUGAAUAAAGUGGAAUGUGUAUGUGUGAGAUAUUGCCUAUUGUAUUCUUUGUGGAAAGGUUAAAUAAACAAUAUAGCUUUUA
This is a messenger RNA of Lineus longissimus, 2898 nucleotides long. Its product is annotated as zinc finger CCHC domain-containing protein 8-like. Gene Ontology annotation, cellular component: catalytic step 2 spliceosome. The transcript has 13 exons. NCBI's taxonomy places the organism in Eukaryota, Metazoa, Nemertea, Pilidiophora, Heteronemertea, Lineidae. Gene Ontology annotation, molecular function: RNA binding. Bases 19 to 2037 code for a protein of 672 amino acids. The record is from RefSeq and is a predicted model, not a curated record.